Molecule: messenger RNA, 984 nt
Organism: Teleopsis dalmanni
Lineage: Eukaryota; Metazoa; Arthropoda; Insecta; Diptera; Diopsidae
Exons: 4
Coding region: 1-984 (327 amino acids)
Source: RefSeq, a predicted model, not a curated record
AUGAACAUAUCUGCACUGAUUAGAGACUUUAAUCAGAAAUCUGGAGAACAAUAUAUUAGCCAGAAUUGGUUUGUGGCAUAUGCAUUAAUCUACGUUAUCAAAAACUACUUCUUGAAGCGGGCUUCGCAUUUCACUCUCACACUUAGCUGUCGUGAUUAUCACACUUGCAGUUUCUACAAUGACAUCAUGGAACCACUAUUUCAACUAUGGGAUAUGCAAAUAGUACAGUUAAUAGUGGUACAUAUGAACUCAACGACAAGAAUACCUGGUGAUAGGAUAUAUAAUAUGAUGUUAACCGAUUCCUACACAGCUUUCUUAAAAACUGAUAUCGCCAGUUAUACUCGGGACAAUAAUAAUAAUGAAUACUAUUUCAUUUUUUUGCAAACACCGGAUCAUCUGCUAAAGGAUGAAAUGCAACAAAUAUUUAAUUACUGCUGGUUGCAUUAUCUCAUAAAUUGUGUUGUCCAAGUACAAACUGAAAGGGGUGAAGUACUACUCUACACCUAUUUUCCAUUCACAGCGAAAUACUGUUAUAAAAUAGAGCCAGUUUUAUUUAAUCAAUUUAAAGGUGCGGGAUUUACGAAAUCAGAAUUAUUUCCAAGAAAACUUAAAAACUUUUACGGCUGUAAGCUUAAAGCUGCUUUAUGGCAUUUAGUUCCUUUGGUAACCUUAGAGACCAAUGUAGAGGGCCAGGUCAAGAUAAACGGAGGUUUUGAAGGUAAUAUGUUAAAUGUGUUAGCACAAAAACUAAACUUCUCGGUUGAAAUCUGGAUUCCACCAGAAGCUGUAAAACGUGGCACUCUAGUAAAUGGAAGUUUUAAUGGAGCUAUUGGAAUGACAGAAAAACAUACUGCUGAUUUAACAAUUGCUGGUUUUCGCCAAACGCUCGAACGUUCCAGAGUUGCUUCUCCCACAGUCGUUUAUCGGCAGGAUCACGUAGUAGCGUGCAUCCAUUCACAACCUACGUCUGGACAAUACUCUUAA